Podospora anserina S mat+ is the source of this 141-nucleotide messenger RNA. RefSeq lists its product as uncharacterized. The record is from RefSeq and is a predicted model, not a curated record. The transcript has 2 exons. Bases 1 to 141 code for a protein of 46 amino acids. Lineage: Eukaryota; Fungi; Ascomycota; Sordariomycetes; Sordariales; Podosporaceae.
AUGCGACGGUCUGAUACUCGAUCCAUACCACUUUUCCCAAGUCUUUACGUGUGCCGGCACCCCUCAAAGAACCCGACUCUACACAAGACUGUACCCCGCUUCGGACGACGACGAGCCCCGAACCGAUCGAAUACCGAAUAG